CUUGUAGUCUUCAUGGCUUUGUUUUCUACAUUUGCAUACGCUACUGAUCCAGGUUCCCUGCAAGACUUUUGUGUCGCAGCUGAAAACCCAAAUCAUGCUGUGUUUGUGAACGGUUUAUUCUGCAAGGACCCAAAUCUUGUUGUGGCCGAUGAUUUCUAUAUUGAGCGUUUCAAUAAACCUGGAGUAAUUACCAACCCAGUAGGAUCCAUUGUUACGCUGGCUAAUGUUUUUGUACUUCCCAGACUUAAUACUCUUGGUCUCUCCGUGGCUCGUGUUGACUAUGCUCCAAAGGGAGUUAAUCCACCACCUACACAUCCAAGAGCAACUGAAGUUUUAACCGUAAUGGAAGGUACUCUUCGGGUUGGAUUUGUCACAUCAAAUCCAGAUAACAAACUCUUCACCAAAUUGAUUUACAAGGGAGAUGUGUUUGUAUUCCCUCAGGGACUCAUUCAUUAUCAAAUGAACGUAGGGAAAACCCCUGGUGUUGCUAUUUCCUUCUUAAGUAGCCAAAACCCCAAGAAUCUCCAAGUUGCUUCAGUGUAUGAGGUUGUAGCCAAUUAA
Messenger RNA from Papaver somniferum (opium poppy), 561 nucleotides. RefSeq names its product germin-like protein subfamily 1 member 11. Gene Ontology annotation, cellular component: cell wall. The transcript is spliced from 2 exons. The record is from RefSeq and is a predicted model, not a curated record. The coding region runs from base 13 to 561 and encodes 182 amino acids. NCBI's taxonomy places the organism in Eukaryota, Viridiplantae, Streptophyta, Magnoliopsida, Ranunculales, Papaveraceae. Gene Ontology annotation, molecular function: manganese ion binding.